GUUCCGAAACACAACACUUCACUUCUUAUUUCACUGAUUUGACAAACCUAUUUUCUCAAUGUCUUCCUCCUUCUCCACGCCGUUGUCUAUUCUCAAGCGUCCGCUGAUGAAAGAAGAGCCAAGAAACUGGGCGGAGCUUCCUUCGGAGUUGAUGUCAUCGAUCCUGCUCCGUCUAAGCGUGGCUGAGAUACUGGACAACGCUCAGAAAGUGUGCAGACCAUGGCGACAGGUCUGUAAAGACCCUUUCAUGUGGCGUAAAAUCGACAUGACAAACCAUGGAAACCAUGUAAAUCUCGACUUACCUACCAUUUGCCGUCACGCCGAUGAUCCCAGCCAGGGUGGUUUGGUCGAAAUCAACACUGGGACCUUCAUCAACGAUGUUCUCCUCCGCUACAUCACCGCCGAUAGGAAGCUAAGAAACAAUGGAAAGCUCAUGUGCCGUCACGCCGUUGAUCGCAGCCAAGGUGGUUUGGUCGAAAUCUACACUGGGAACUUCGUCGACGAUGAUCUCCUCGGCUACAUCGCCCAUAGAUCAAGGAAUCUGAGAAGUCUUGGACUAGGAAUGACCUGUCAACGUAGUACGACAAGCACAGGAAUUGUGAACGCAGUGGCAAAACUUCCAUUGCUUGAAACCAUUGAGGUCUCAGCACGCUUAUGUUUAAUACUGGAUUUGAAAGCUAUAGGCCACGCUUGCCCACAGCUAAAGACAUUGAAAAUAAACAACAGAUGUUACGAGCCCGUUGGCGUGCGCGCUCUACGCCACCUCCGGAAUCUUAGUAAGAGAGUAAAUGAUUACCCAUUUCAUAUGACUUUUGUCGAUUCUGAUUGAGACGAUGACUUGAACAAUAUAUACAGCGGUAGUCGGUGACGACAUUAAUUUUCGAAUAUGAUUUCUCAAGGUGCUAUCUCGGACUAGGUAUUGAGUCUCUCUGAACACAAGUUGGUUUUGUUGGUCUUGUCAACUUAUGAACUCGAUCAUGUACCCUCUUCUCUCUAUCUUGGUAUUUGGUAUAGUUUCAAAGUCCUUAUUUCCUUUAAAGUUUUAAGAUUUGAGUGCGUAAUUAUAAGUUGUGAAAACGAUGCGAUGGUUUUUUCCUCAGUGGGUACCUUGAUGA
Molecule: messenger RNA, 1115 nt
Organism: Camelina sativa (false flax)
Lineage: Eukaryota; Viridiplantae; Streptophyta; Magnoliopsida; Brassicales; Brassicaceae
Product: putative F-box/LRR-repeat protein 21
Molecular function (GO): protein binding
Source: RefSeq, a predicted model, not a curated record